AUGAUGUCAUGGGCAUUCAAUGCAACUGCAGAACAGACAAGAAGAUCUUUGAGGAUCAAUGAUUGGCCAUGGCUCGAUAAAGUUCAAGUUUUCUUCAUUGUUAUUGCGGUACUCAUGGGAUUAUUUUCUCUUUUCUUUUUAUGUAUUGGAUUCACUGCAACUGGAGGAACAAGAGAAAUUAUGUAUAAAGAUUCGGAUGCUCGUUGUGGAGGAAAAGCUGCAUGUGUCAUUGCUAUGAUCUUCGAUGUUCUUUUGAUAAUAGCCUGGUUAUUCAUUAUCUCAAUAGUCUCAUGGUUAUGUAUAUUCUACUACUUUUUUAAUCGUCUUUGUCUGGAUCUCCCCGGUUACACAGACGGAGACUGUAUUGAUCUCCAUGUCUUCUGGCCACUUGUAUCCUCAUUCGCCAAUUCAAAUCUCCGGAUGUGUGGUGGAGACGUCCAACAAUUUUGUGCCUUGACAUCAACUGCCUUCUCUUGGUAUGUAAUCGGAUGGGUCGGAUGUGUUUUGAUAAUUCUCGGGAUCUUGCUAUUCUUUGGAAUUCACGCCUCAAAUUAUGCUCAUAUUGGAAAUGCAAACAGAUAUGUGGAAUUGGGAAAUCUUCGGAUAGUAGAUCACAGAGAACCUGGAGAUGAUAGAAGUGGCAAAGGGGAAAAAGUAGGAAGAGGUGUUCGUAUCCCAGAUAAAUAUGAGAUCCAGUCGGCGACACAAUGGAGUGAUUCUAGAGCAAAUUAUUCAAUGAGAACAUCAACAAGCCGCCAAGCGGAGCAUAUGUCAGAUUCGAUCAGCCAAUUCGAUUAUCGCAGGGAUAAACGACCAAAACCGGUUUACUAA
Caenorhabditis remanei is the source of this 831-nucleotide messenger RNA. RefSeq lists its product as uncharacterized. The coding region runs from base 1 to 831 and encodes 276 amino acids. The record is from RefSeq and is a predicted model, not a curated record. Gene Ontology annotation, biological process: neuron projection development. Gene Ontology annotation, cellular component: plasma membrane. Lineage: Eukaryota; Metazoa; Nematoda; Chromadorea; Rhabditida; Rhabditidae. The transcript has 6 exons.